This is a messenger RNA of Staurois parvus, 334 nucleotides long. The record is from the annotation of a GenBank genome assembly. Lineage: Eukaryota; Metazoa; Chordata; Amphibia; Anura; Ranidae.
AUGUAUGUGAAAUGGUUUCAUACAGUAAUGUUAAACUAUCAAAUUUUAGUGUAUUGAGUGAAUGUCACAUUUUGACAUUUUUGAAUUUCCAGCCGGUUCCUUCCCCUGUGCGUCUCGGAACGGAACCCAGAAGACGGAUGCCGGCAUCGGCAGGAGGACAUGGCCGGGGACGCUGCAGGGGGGACAUCGCGGGAGCGCAAGGACAAGGUAAGUUAAACAGGGAUUGCUGGAGAAGUGCUGCAGUGUAUUCCCGAGUGUAGCUCGGGGUUACCACUUCUAGUACUAAAAGUUAACCCCAAGCUAUACUCAGGAAUACCACCAGGGAGGUUAAUCA